This is a messenger RNA of Microsporum canis CBS 113480, 1038 nucleotides long. RefSeq names its product aquaporin 3. Gene Ontology annotation, biological process: water transport; glycerol transmembrane transport. The transcript is spliced from 3 exons. Gene Ontology annotation, cellular component: plasma membrane. Gene Ontology annotation, molecular function: glycerol channel activity; water channel activity. The record is from RefSeq and is a predicted model, not a curated record. Bases 1 to 1038 code for a protein of 345 amino acids. Lineage: Eukaryota; Fungi; Ascomycota; Eurotiomycetes; Onygenales; Arthrodermataceae.
AUGCAUAACCAUAACUUUGGACCCCUUUCCCGAGGGAGCACUGAGAAGGGACCCAACAGCCCUUCCUUGGAUGGAGGCAAUCCUCUUAUCCAUGCUUUUACUGGCCAAUCCAAAGUUCCUUUACGUUCAAAUAUAAUCGUUGAAGAUGAAAUCCAACCCGCCGAGGAAUUACUAUGGCCCAAGAUACGAACCAAAUUGCGCGAGCCAUUCGCUGAGUUUUUUGGAGUAUUCAUUUUGAUUCUCUUUGGCGACGGCGUCGUCGCCCAAGUUGUCCUAAGCGACUCAAAGAAGGGGGACUACCAAUCAAUAUCUUGGGGUUGGGGCCUCGCAGUCAUGCUGGGUGUCUAUUGCAGCGGAGGAAUCUCUGGUGGUCAUCUCAACCCUGCAGUGACCUUCGCCAACUGUGUCUUUCGGAAAUUCCCUUGGAGAAAAUUCCCCGUAUACAUGUUAGCCCAGGUUCUAGGUGCCUUCUGUGCUGCUGGUGUUGUUUAUGCGAACUACAAGUCUGCCAUUACCGUCUUCGAAGGUGGCCCUGACAUUCGAACCGUUGGACUGGACACCUCCACUGCCGGCAUAUUCUGCACAUACCCUGCACCGUUUUUAACCAAAACCGGGCAGUUCUUCUCGGAAUUUAUUGCCAGCACAAUCCUCAUGUUCUGCAUAUUUGCCCUGGCCGAUGAUAAAAAUCUCGGAGCUGGAAACUUAAUGCCGCUUGGAUUGUUCUUUCUUAUAUUUGGCAUCGGUGCUUGUUUUGGGUGGGAAACUGGAUAUGCCAUCAAUCUUGCUCGGGAUUUUGGGCCUCGGCUGAUGACUUAUUUUCUGGGAUAUGGACACGAAGUUUGGUCUGCUGGGGGAUAUUACUUCUGGAUACCUAUGGUCGCUCCAUUCUUUGGCUGUAUGUUUGGUGGCUUCCUGUACGAUGUGUUUUUAUACACCGGAGAAAGCCCUAUUAACACACCCUGGAUGGGGCUGGGCCGUUUUAUGCGACCAAGCCAAGACGUUUGGUCGAAUACAAAAACCAUAGACCAUGACGUGUGA